UUUUUCUCCUCCGCAGGUCUGAGAACAGGAGAUGUUCUGAAAGUGCGUGAAGAGGAGCUGCGGGGAUAAAGAAAAAGAGAGAGAGAUGUCAGGCGGGGUGGUGGCGAUGGGAAUACCGUCUCAGGCACCUCCAUUGGAGGUGCACGAGGCAGGGAAAGGUGCCCUGAAGGUCCAGACCACCCUCCCUCAUCUUGUCAGCCUUGGGGGUGGUCGCCUCUCCACGGCCGUCACCUUGCAUGCCCUCCGAGAAGGGAGGACGUGGAUGGGGCGUGGGCGAUCCGGAGGCGGCGAACCCGAUAUCCUGGUGACUGGGACGGGAGUUGAAGUUGACCAUUGCUGCAUCGAGAAUGUCAACUCGGUUGUCACUCUGCACCCGAAUGCGGACAUGAUUUCCAUUGACGGACUUCAAGUCACCAAACCCACCCGACUCACUCAAGGUUGCAUGAUCUGCCUGGGGAGAUCCUCGUAUUUCCGCUUCAAUCAUCCCCAAGAAGCCCAGCUGAUGAAGAGCAUUUUGCCCAACAAUCGCGUCUCCGUCGUUCCCAUCAACUUCUAUGCGACGGUGGACAACCCGAAUUACUUUCACAUGUCCAAUGGCUCAUCCACGACUACGACGAACGGAAACGAGAUAGAAGAAGAGGGACAGGAGCUGUUGCCCCCGACGCCGGAGCGGAACACGCCGACCCCGCAGAAUUUUGCGGAUAAGUUGUCCAAGUUUGAGCGUUUGACGCAUCGGAACGUGGUGCGGAGCAGCCCUUGCGGUGCGCCGUUGUCGCCGGAGACGGGACGGAAGCUGCCGAACGGCUGCGUGCCCGUCAUCCCUAUGCGGGGCGUCGAGAACCCCAACUACCAAUCGGAAUUCGAGAGAAGGGCAUUGAAGGUGCCUCCGACUCCACCACCGGUGGCCCCAAAGCCGGCCAAGUGGAAGGGGAAGCCUCAGAGUCAGAGUUCCCUGCCCCCUCCUGUCGGAUUCCUUCCGGCUGCCCACCCGUCCGUUUCUCCCAAGGUCUUCCCUCCCACCCCGGGCGCACCGGCCUAUAACAAGGCGGGGGGACAGAAAGGCUACCAGGGCCCUCCGAGGAAGUGCAGCUUCGAGAAGGUCCUCGCUGAUCUAGGAGUGGACGGGCUCGAGGAGAAACGCAGAAAGGCGCAGGAAGAGCGUGAAGCGGAGCAAAAGAUGGAAGAACGGGAGCGCGAAAGACUGGACGAGAUCCUGCGGAUGUGUGCAGAGUACGAGAAACAAUGCCUGCUCCACCAGACUCAAGCGGAGCUGAAAAAGUGCCCACCUGCGUCAGCUUCUCCUCCAUCCUCCAGAAUCAAAACGAAUGGGUCUCUGCCGAGAGAGAAGAAGAUGGCAUCAGCUGAGGACUUGAAUGGAUAUGAAGAAGAACAGAAUCCUGCUUCACCAUUGCGUUCUCCACAUCUGAGUCUCUCCAAUGGUGAUGUCUCAGUUCCAGUGCCCCGAAGCCCCUAUGAGAACCUGAGCCCUUUUGGCAGCCCCAUGAACACACUUGGAUACCCUGGCUCUCCAAGAACAAGAAUCAAGACCACAUUACUCAAGGAUGGUGGGCAUUCGUCACCUGGUGAAAAGCCUUCUAAGCUUGGAGAUUUUGAACAAGAGUUCCGCCUGAGUGAAGCCAUCUUGAGUAGUCCUGAAACAACGCUAAAUGGUGAUGCAACACCAGAUACACCUGCUUGCCAUAUGCCAAAUGGACAUAUUGGAGGUGAUAUGGUGAAUGGCCAUACCAGUGCAGAUGAGAAACAUAAAGCCCAGGUCAUGCGUGUCCAUUAUACAGACAGAGCCCAGUACCGGGACAUGCGUGAAACUUCUCCAACACGUGUGGCUGUCAUGAAAAAUCUCCCUCAACCCCAGACUGCAGUUGUAAUUUCAUCUAUGACAUGUCCCCAAGAAAAUGGUUCAGUUUCAAAUGAAGAUGUGGCCAAACUGGAGACUGACCGCAGAGCAAUCAUACGGAGUGUUUCUAGUCUCAAGUGUCAGAUCCAGGAAUUGGAAGAACAAGAGAGUGAAACCAUAAGAGAGCUGGAACUGGAGCGGGCCUUGCUCACAGGAGAGUAUGCUGAAGAGGAGUUACGUUUGAUGGAAGAGGAAGAGAAGUUGAAACACCUCUGCCAUCAGCAGGCUGCUGCUGAAAUUGAAGAGCAAAAAGAGCAUGAGCGAAUGAGACAGCAGAUGGAGUCUGCAAGGACUAGACUUCAAGAAGCUGAAACUGAGCUCCGGGAGAUGGAACAUUCAAUACGAGAAUUCAAAGGAUCCACUGAUGAUGAGACGCGGAUCUUGCAACAGAUCAAGACUCAGCAUGAACGGCUAGAAGCUGAAAGAAGGGCAUUUGAAGAUAUUGAGUUUCAUCAUUUGGAGGCAGAGGCCCACUCUGAGACAGAGCGGGAAGAGUUGAAUCUUGAGAUCUCUCAGCUAGAAAACUCCAUUGAGGAGAGGAAACGUGGAUUGAGAAGCUUGCUGAAGCAACAAGAAGAUAUGAUUACCCUAGUCAAACAGGAAACUGGGAAGCUGGAAACACAGCGACAAGACCUGCUUCAAAUUCUUAAUCAAGAGCUUGGCACAUUGGGAGAGGCUGAAAGAAGCUUGUCAGAAGCAAGACUCUCCACUGGUUCAGGUAUAUCCUCAACUACUAGUGGAUUGGAGGAGUCAACUUCUGAGACUGACACAGAUGCUGCAAAUGCUGAAUUAGAGAUGCAGUUAAGACACCUGCAAGAACUUGGCAUGGAGGAGAGGCCUGUGCAAUCUCGUGAAGAUCUUCAUAGAAUCUGUCAGGUUACAGCCAAAGCCCCUCUUCUGGGAGAUUCACAUCGAAUGAGAGAGAUUGAGAGGCAGAGGCAGCUCCUGCUUGCCCAGCAGAGUUCCUUCGUAAUUGAAGAAGAAAGGAGACGUUUGGAUGCCUUGAAAAGGAGGGUACAAGAAGAAGUGCGUGCUCAAUGGGAGGGGAAGAGAUUAGCCUCCUUGGCAAACCAUAGUUGCAUCCCCAUUGAGACCACAAAUUCAAGAGAUGCAAAUUGCUUGAGUCUGAACAGUCGUCAUGAUAAACACAACCGUCGCAAACUUCCAUUUAAGGAAGACCCACUCGAAUUUGGCUUGCUCCACUUCCUCUCCCUGUCUGUAUCCCUGUGCAUAAUAUUCCCCAGUCCAUCGAGGUGCGCAGGUCACAAGUCCAAUCUGGAGACCUUAGAGGAGAGAGGAAGAAGGGUAGAGAAGCCGAGAGUAGCUGAAGGUGGGAAGAGUGUCGAACUUGCCGAACGGUGUAGAAGGUGUAUGCUUGUGGUGGUGGUGUUGACUGUGGCGGUGACUUGUGAUCCAGUGAUCAUGGCUUUAGUUUGGUUCAAUCUCAAUGCCGGCAAGAAAAAGAAGAAGCGCCAUCCUCAUCACAACCAGCAAUUGAGGAAGCUGAGACACAGUCGAGAGGAAGCGGGAUACGUGGGAAUGCGUGGGAGUGAGGGGGAAGGGAUCGAGGCGUCGUCCUCGUCGUCGCCUCCACCCCCUUCAAUGGCGGUGUCCUGCCGACCUCUCUCCGAUGCCUCCUCCUGUGAUACCGACACAAUACGAUUCAGGGACCAAAGACGAAGGGUUUCCCAAGGGCAGCAGCAGCAACAACAGAGGCCACUGACUCGCUAUCUGCCUAUCCGAAGCGAAGAGAGGGAUUUCGAUCUCCGUCAGCACGUUGAAUCGGCAGGGCAUCAGAUUGAAUUAUGUGCUCACGUCCACGUGACGGGGACCACGUGCAAGGGAUACCUGCACAAGAUGGGCCAUCGGUUCCGGACGUGGAACAAGAGAUGGUUCAUAUUUGACCGGAACAAGAGAACAUUGGCCUACUUCACCGACAAGAACGAAACCAAACUCCGUGGAGGCGUAUACUUUCAGGCAAUAGAAGAAGUUUACGUCGACCACUUGCAGAAGGUGAAGAGCCCUAAUCCAAAAGUGACAUUCUGCGUGAAGACCCUGGAUCGGACAUAUCACCUCAUGGCUCCGUCUCCCGAGGCCAUGCGCAUUUGGGUCGAUGUCAUCAUCACUGGCGCCGAGGGUUACCAAGAGUACCAGUUGCAUGGCUGAGCCUAUUCGCGAUCAAACUUGGUCUUGCAUCCAAGUCGGAUGUGUUUCUAGAAAGCCGAGGCGCCGUACAAGAGAGAUUAGUGACUUGUCUCCGCUGGAAGAGGGGCUAGAAGCUCCAGCAUCGGCAGAACGAGGCUCUUUUUUUUUUACUUCAUUCGAUGUCUUCCUCUUCCCUACACCUACCCUUCCAUUUUUGAGAACUGUAUCAGGGAUCGUGUGGACAUUUCUAGAAUGCUGCUGAAUUCUUGUAUGCAGCCAUGCCAAAGCCAUGCUUCAGAUGCUUGUGAUCACGGUGCUAGAUUUUAGUUGUCAACUCCUAGGUCGAUGGCUUUGCCAGGGCAGUUCUUUUGUGAACCUUAGGGACAGGAAAAACUACUCACGUAUUGCCAUUUUUCAUUCCCGAUAUUGAAUGACUUAUUUUUAUCAAGCAGUUACAGUAUAUUGUUGUGUUUUACUAUUGAAGAACAACACAUUGAAGUGUUGUUCUUCUCUUGCCUUCAACCUUUUAUGCUUGUCAUUGUACAUUUCCACCCUUGAUUAAAGUGUUGGUACUGAUCUUGUUCAGUACUUCAAAACUCAGUCCCGUCCUUUCCUUCAAGCCCUGGCAUUGGAAUUGCCUCUGAGGUUGUUCGAUAUCUAAGAAGGGAAGGGAAGCCAAUCCCUUUCAUUCUUUUUGUAUCUUUUUGCCUUUGUCUCUUAUCUUGGGGGACGUUAGUAGUAUCCCAUCUGCUCUCUUGUUGAGAACAGCAUGACUGGCCUUUGCUGUUCCUUGUCCUUUUUCUAAGAAUGGUUCUCUUUUCUAUUCAAGUCCCUUUAAGUGCCCAUGUGAUUCAGAGAUAUGAUUGAUGUGGUCAGAUGUCUUUGUCAUCAAUAUAACCAUAGUCAAUUUUGUGAACAG
Darwinula stevensoni is the source of this 4979-nucleotide messenger RNA. The record is from the annotation of a GenBank genome assembly. Lineage: Eukaryota; Metazoa; Arthropoda; Ostracoda; Podocopida; Darwinulidae.